AAUGGGGAAAAAUCGAGGAAAAAAAAGAAGGAAAAAUAGAAGAGGAGCCUUUGCGGAAUCGUGAAGGCCGCCGGCUCUCUUGGUUUGGGAGGGGUUCUUGGUCUCUGAUUCGCUUCUUUUUAAUCAGUUGAGAUGUAUUGGAUUUUCUCGAGGUGUUGGCACUGAACUGUUGUGACGUGGGUCUCUUGUUCUCGAUUGGAUCAUUGAGCUUUCUCAUGUCUGCAAACUUUUUAUUUUGUCAAUAAUAUCAAAGGAGUUGUCUUUGGAGUUCUGUCGUACAUACAAUUAGGCAUCACGAAGUGUUUUCAGGUUGGUCGAUCCAAGAAUAUGGGAAUAUAUCUUAGUACUCCAAAAACGGAAAAGUUCUCUGAAGAUGGAGAGAAUGCCAAGCUUAGAUUUGGUCUUUCUUCUAUGCAAGGAUGGCGUGCCACUAUGGAAGAUGCUCAUGCUGCUUUGCCUGAUCUUGAUGCUUCCACCGCAUUCUUUGGCGUAUAUGAUGGCCACGGAGGAAAAGUAGUCGCCAAGUUCUGUGCAAAAUUUCUUCACGCCCAAGUGCUCAAACAAGAGGCCUACUCUGCUGGUGACUUAGGUGCUUCUAUUCAGAGAGCUUUUUUCAGAAUGGAUGAAAUGAUGAAAGGACAGAGAGGGUGGAGAGAAUUGUCUGUGUUGGGAGAUAAGAUAAACAAGUUUACUGGUAUGAUAGAAGGUCUGAUCUGGUCUCCAAAGGGUAGUGAUUCAAAUGACCAACAAGAUGACUGGGCUUAUGAGGAGGGGCCCCAUUCUGACUUCACUGGGCCAACUUCUGGUAGCACUGCAUGCGUAGCAGUUAUCAGGAACAACCAACUAAUUGUUGCAAAUGCUGGUGAUUCUCGUUGUGUAAUCUCAAGAAAGGGUCAGGCCUACAAUUUGUCAAGGGAUCACAAGCCCGAGCUUGAGGCUGAGAGAGAUAGGAUUUUAAAAGCGGGUGGCUUCAUUCAUGCAGGACGAGUUAAUGGAAGUUUGAACCUUGCAAGAGCGAUCGGAGACAUGGAAUUCAAGCAGAACAAGUUUCUGCCCGCUGAAAAGCAAAUAGUAACUGCCAACCCUGAUUUAAGCGUUGUUGAUCUAUGUGAUGAUGAUGAUUUUAUUGUCCUAGCAUGUGAUGGCAUCUGGGAUUGUAUGUCAAGCCAGCAGCUUGUAGAUUUCAUCCAUGAACACAUAAACAUUGAGACCAGUUUAUCAGCUGUAUGCGAGAGAGUCCUCGACAGAUGCUUGGCUCCUACUACAGCCGGCGGAGAGGGAUGCGACAACAUGACCAUGAUCCUGGUUCAGUUCAAGAAACCGAUAAACUCUGACGCUGCCACCUCCGGUCAAUCAGCACAGACUGCAUCAGAGACACAAACGACAUCGAAAGAAGUGAAGAAUGAGAUUGCAAACUAGUGAAUUCACCGGUGACUGGACGGGCAUCUCUCCGACGAACCAUAUAGAACCCGACAAACCCUUAAACUAAAAGAAAAAUCAAUACUUUUGUGUUGAGCCACAAUGCAACAUUUGAUGAUUGUACAUAUUUCUCUGUAUCACUAAUAGUGUUGAUGAUUAUCAUGGAUUUUUUUUUUCUUUUUUGUUUUUCUCUGAAUUCAUUGGAUUUAUCAUCACAUUUUAGUAGCAAACUUGGUACUA
This is a messenger RNA of Dioscorea cayenensis subsp. rotundata (Guinea yam), 1659 nucleotides long. Its product is annotated as probable protein phosphatase 2C 11. The transcript has 12 exons. Gene Ontology annotation, molecular function: cation binding; protein serine/threonine phosphatase activity. Gene Ontology annotation, biological process: protein dephosphorylation. Bases 328 to 1419 code for a protein of 363 amino acids. NCBI's taxonomy places the organism in Eukaryota, Viridiplantae, Streptophyta, Magnoliopsida, Dioscoreales, Dioscoreaceae. The record is from RefSeq and is a predicted model, not a curated record.